CUGUUUUUUUUGUGGGAUUGCGUGCAAAUUCUUUAUAAUAAAAAAAAAUUUGAUUCCACUAUUGUUUUGAAGUUGAUUGAAUGAUUGACCGAAUUUAUCAAUCGAUUAAACAUUAAAAUCAUGAGUUUUACUUCAGAUGAGAUCAACUAUCUUAUUUAUCGAUAUCUACAAGAAAGUGGAUUCAUACAUUCUGCUUUUACAUUCGGUAUCGAAUCACAUGUUAGCCAAUCGAAUAUAAAUGGCGCCCAAGUUCCACCGGCAGCAUUAAUAUCCAUCAUUCAAAAAGGUAUACAAUACACUGAAGCAGAGCUUUAUGCUGACAAUGAUGAUGGAGGCGAAAGACAAUUUGAAGCAAUGUCAUUAAUUGAUGCUGUUACACCUGAAUUUCUUCAUCGAAUACAAUUAUCACGUUUGGAAGCAAAUAAUGCAAGUGGAAACAAUAGAAAUGUACCGAACGGCACUGGACCACCGACUGCAUCCAAUUCAACUUCCAAUGCCAACAAUAAUAACAACUGCAGUAACAAUACGAACAAUGAUUCUUCAAGACCAAAUGAUUCAGCUAAUAAUAAUAGUGGUAAUGCAAAUCAAGAUAAUACGGUCACGAAUAACAAUGGCCUUAUAAAUUCUGUGGUUCAAAAUGGUACAGCAAAUUCUACUCAAAAUACCUCAAAUAAUUCCGCGAUCAAAAUGGAAAUCGAUCAAUAUUGUUCGAUGACAAUGUCCAGCAAUUCAAAUAUGGCUCCAUUGAAUAAUUUACCUCCUGGCAGCGGUAAUCAACAGCAACAGAAUUCAGGAGCUUCUCGCUCUGGAACACCACAUAAUUUUUCAUCCGUAAAUAGUGCCCAACAGCCAACACCUGUACAAACAAAUUCUGUUCCACCAUCGUCGGCUAACAUGGCCAAUUUAAAUUCACCUGUAAUAGCAUCAUUAAAUAUUGGAAAUAAUAAUCCAGGAGGAGGAACUCAACAAGUAUCUCAACAUCAGCCAACAACAACUGUUUCGAUUAAUGAUAUUGAUAUUCCUCAAUCAAAAGCAACAGUACUUCGUGGUCAUGAUUCUGAAGUAUUUAUUUGUGCUUGGAAUCCUACGUCUGAUCUGUUGGCAUCUGGAUCUGGUGAUUCAACUGCUCGAAUAUGGAAUAUGGCUGAUCCUGGAAAUCAUUUAAUACUCCGUCAUUGCAUUCAAAGAGGAGGCACUGAAGUACCUUCAAACAAAGAUGUUACAUCGUUAGAUUGGAAUACUGAUGGAACAUUAUUAGCUACAGGUAGUUAUGACGGUUAUGCACGAAUUUGGACAACCGAAGGUAGACAGGCUUCAACUUUGGGACAACAUAAAGGUCCAAUAUUUGCUUUAAAAUGGAACAAAAAAGGCAAUUAUAUAUUGAGUGCUGGAGUGGAUAAAACGACAAUUAUUUGGGAUGCAUCUUCCGGUCAAUGCACUCAACAGUUUGCAUUUCAUAGCGCUCCUGCAUUGGAUGUUGAUUGGCAAACAAAUUUCUCAUUCGCUUCUUGUUCCACUGAUCAAUGUAUACAUGUAUGCAAAUUGGGAUCGUUAACACCUGUCAAAACUUUCAAAGGUCAUCAGAACGAAGUUAAUGCUAUAAAAUGGUGUCCACAAGGUCGUCUUUUAGCAUCGUGUUCGGAUGACAUGUCGUUGAAGAUUUGGUCGAUGAAUUCAGAUACGCCUGUACAUGAUUUUCAAGCCCAUCAAAAAGAAAUCUAUACGAUAAAAUGGUCGCCAACUGGUCCUGGAACGGCCAACGCUAAUUUAAAUCUCAUGUUAGCUUCAGCUUCGUUUGAUUCGACUGUUCGAUUAUGGGAAGUGGAAAAAGGAACCUGUUUGAAUACGUUGACCAAACAUAAUGAACCAGUAUAUUCGGUUGCAUUUUCACCGGAUGGUCGCUUCCUAGCAUCAGGAAGUUUUGAUAAAUGUGUACAUAUUUGGUCUACACAGACUGGACAAUUGGUCCACUCAUAUAAAGGAACUGGAGGAAUAUUCGAAGUUUGUUGGAAUUCUAAAGGAGAUAAGGUUGGAGCAUCAGCCUCCGAUGGAUCCGUAUUUGUUUUGGAUCUCAGGAAAUAAUUGAUUAUAACUAAAAAAAAAAAAUCUACUCGACCAUUCAUUCACUUGAAUA
This is a messenger RNA of Dermatophagoides pteronyssinus (European house dust mite), 2134 nucleotides long. It is a transcript of the gene ebi, whose product is annotated as transducin beta like ebi. Gene Ontology annotation, cellular component: histone deacetylase complex. NCBI's taxonomy places the organism in Eukaryota, Metazoa, Arthropoda, Arachnida, Sarcoptiformes, Pyroglyphidae. Gene Ontology annotation, biological process: regulation of transcription by RNA polymerase II. Gene Ontology annotation, molecular function: transcription corepressor activity; protein binding. The record is from RefSeq and is a predicted model, not a curated record.